Molecule: messenger RNA, 4217 nt
Organism: Triticum urartu
Lineage: Eukaryota; Viridiplantae; Streptophyta; Magnoliopsida; Poales; Poaceae
Source: RefSeq, a predicted model, not a curated record
GCCAGCGUCCCUGCGUGCCAGUCCAGCCCACGUGUCCCGUCUCCUCCAUUUCUCUCCUCCGACUCCGAGCUCUCCAGCCUCGCCGCGAGAAACCCCGUCCCGGAUGUCGGAGGCCGUGGAAGCACCGGAGGCGCGGGAGAGGGUGCCGUCGUCGCCGCCCUACUGACCGCACCCGUCACUUCCACCGCCGCGCGCCCGCGUCCCCUCCGGCGACGGGUCCUCCCUCCUCUGUGUUUGAAGUAAAGCACCCAUGGAUCCACUGCAAAAGUCUAAGGCUUUGUGCCUGAAGCGCAAGCCCGAUGAUGAUUGCUUGGCGAAAAACAGCAAGUCCCAUCAUACUGAAAUUGAUAAUGUAUCUUCUAUGGUGCACAGCGGAUCCUCAUCGGAUUUACCUGCUCACAGUUGUCACAGCCAACCUAAUCUUGCUAAUGAUUGUGUUAAUUACCUGAAAAGUGGGGCGCCAAGUCGUGUCGUGUUUUACAAACAAGGUUCAUGGUGUGACUUCCCUGACAAAAUAGUCACAUCCAUUGUUGAUGCAUUCGGAGGUGACAAAUCUAGUAUCGUUGUUGUGAUGGAUGACCAGCCUCUACUUAUUGAUUUCUUAUCAAUGACCUUGGUGAACCUAAAAACGAGGAAACAGCGAUCUGUUGCAUGGCUUGAUGGGACUAACAACUGGUCUUUUCCGUCUUCAUUCUUUGAUGAGGAAGUUGAAGAAUCCGCAAAGUUGAGCAGAAAUGUUGUUGAAGGUGCUGCACUAGGUUCCGUUAGGGGUAAUGUUGUGAAGCCUCCAUCUGAUGUGGCGAAACAAGCUAUGCUUGAAGCCAGCCCUCCAGUUAUACAGAGUUCUUGUGCUUUAGAUAUAUUGCGUAAGAAGAUUGUACAUGUUGAAAGAGGUAGCGAAAGCUUUCUGUUUGUUCAGAACCUUUUCCUCUCUGGUAUGGGUUCAUUUGCAGUGCCUAACAACAUUCUUCAUAUUCAUCGGUACUCUCCAAAGGAUAUCCCUGCACAGCGUAGACUUGAAGCUUUUGAGAAACAGUUGAGGUUGACAGGACAGAAGUCUGGCAAUGCAAAUGCAAAAUAUGGAUGGCUUGGAUCCAGAAAGCAAGACAUUGUCAGUGUUAUAGUUAAUGGUUUUGUUAGCACUGGAAAAAACACUCAUGAUACGGUAAUGGCCGAUGGCAUUUAUCUGUCACCUGAAAACCGCGCCUUUACAAGUGUUGGUCUUUGUGAUGUUGACGAAAAAGGGGUACAGUAUAUGUUGUUGUGCCGAGCCAUAUUGGGCAAAACAGGAGUUAUCAAACCAGGUUCACAGGAGGAGUUUCUAGGCAUUUAUGAUUCUGGCGUUGAUGAUUGCUCAAACCCAAACUAUUAUGUGAUCUGGCCAUCACACCGAAGCACUAAUAUUUCUCUGGAAUACCUUAUAAGUUUCAGGCUUGCUCCAAAAGUUCAAGAGUAUUUUCGUAGCUUAAAGGGUUUAUGGUUGCGCCCACCUCCAGGUGAAGUGAAAGUGGAUCCUUCUAUUCUUCAAUCAGUACUAUGUCAAACUGAUGAAGGGCCAACGUCUCCAUGGAUUUCAUUCAGAUUGCUCUUUGAGACAAUACAAGACAGUAUAUCGUCUUUAGCGAGGGAAUUGCUCUAUCGCCACUAUGAGGAGUUGAAGGAAAAUAAGAUUACUCGUGAUGAAAUGGUCAAGAAAAUGAUGAUAAUAGUUGGAGAGAAAUUACUUCUGGAUACCUUAACAAAACUUAAAUACAGUCCGUCAUUAUGGUACAACUCUCCUGCAAAGAAUACCAGUUGUCCUGCAACAUUGGGAUCUGUCUGCAUUGGGACAAGUACAGAUGUUGUAUCUGCAACUCCUAGUCAUGAUGGUCCAGCACCAAGUGUACUUCGUGAGAAUUGUGAACCUGUGAAUUCCACAUAUGGUGGUUCUCCUGCGAGUGCAGUCCGAGGACAGCAUUCGCCCACCCCAAGUAUGUGUUUGGAAAGCUCUUCAUCCCGCUGUACUAACAGCCAGGAUCCUUUUGCAUCCAUGGUGGCACCUCUAGGUCAUGAUGCCCUUGUGAGGAGUGCGUUGCUCAGUGUUAAUGGCUUGGAUUCUUCUGGACCAAGCAUGGAAUAUAAUGGUCAUGAUACCCUCGCACGAAGCUGUUCUGAAGGCCAUGACUCUCAUGUAUCAAGACCAACACCUGGGAACACUGCAUCUGUCAGUAUGGAAGGCCUGCAUUCUGCUGCACCAGGUACGACACCUGAAGCCCAUGACGCUCUUGCAUCCAAUAGGGCACAUGAAAGUGUUGCUGCAACUCCAGGCGUAUCAUGUCAAGCCUAUACUCCAAGUAGGGUUCCUCAGUUCUCCGCAGCGACAAGUAUGGCGCCUGAGCUCUGUGCACCAAGAAGUAUGGCACCACAUCUCCGUGCGCCAAGAAGUAUGGCGCCUGAGCUCUGUGCACCAAGAAGCAUGGCACCGCAUCUCCGUGCGCCAAGAAGUAUGGCGCCUGAGCUUUGUGCACCAAGAAGUAAUGCACCACAUCUCCGUGCGCCAAGAAGUAUGGCGCCUGAGCUCUGUGCACCAAGAAGUAUGGCCCCGCAACUCCGUGCGCCAAAAAGCAUGGCGCCUCACCUCCGUGUGCAAAGCAAGGUGCCUAAAGUUCCUGCAAGAAAGACCAUGCCUGAAGCCAGCUAUUCCAGUGCAGCAACUGUGGUUCCUGUGAUCUGUAAACCUCCGUCAUCGAGUGUUUUACCAAAAGAGAAGAGUCAUCCUACAUCAAGCAAGGAGUGCAUGACAUCAGAAAAUGUGGCUCCAAAGAAUCCAGCAGCGCAGUGUGGAUCAAACAAGAGCCUCCCCAGGAUAGGCGUUGACGAUGGCAGCACCGCCGCAUAUUCAGCAGAUAGACUCAUCACCCUGUCAGCGGAGGGCGAGAAAUGCCUGUAGAAGACCCCGUUGUGUCAGUGACCGCGUUCCCGCUGAAACCCAUAUGUGGUGUCAUACAACCCGUUCUCCUGUGGAUGCACAUGAACAAUUGGUCUUAGCCUGUUACUCUGGCAGGUCUCCGCUCACUCUUGUACAAAAAGCAGUAACUCGGUACACUUCCCCUUACGCGACGCAAAUUUUGCCUUGUCGACUCAGAUGGUUGAUCUGUGGUGGUCAGUUAGUGUUUCUCACAUGUCUUCCUACCUGGCUUAGGCAGUGACUAACUGACUAUGGGCCACUUCUUUUCAGCUGCUGCGGCAGAUUCAGAAGCUGAAAAGAGGUGUGUUUUGCCCCUCAGCUUCAGUGGUGUUCUUCACACUUUGUACAAAGAAAAGUUUCUGAAUGCUGUUCGGCUGCUUGAUGAUGCCGGGUGCAGCAUUCUGGUACGAUGUGAUACUGGUUACUUUCUGAAAUGAAACCCAUAAACUGAAACCUAUUUUUUGGUCCCCGAUCUUUCCCUUUGAAUGCAUGCCCGCUUGAAUCGAACCGAUGUGUCUUCAAGCACAUGCUCAGCAUGUCUUAGAGAAAGUGCACAGGCCAGGUAGUUUCCCUUGAACCAUAUGAUUGCACGCCGCCGCAGAGCAUCUGUAAGAAACAGGGAGACGGGUGGCAUAGGGGUUCGAUGCCUUCAUCAACAAAGCCCAUGGACAAGAAUGGCGUUCACAGAUUCGUUUUCCAUUUCCAUGCAUGUGUUUCGUGCUUUUGAAGGGAAUUUCCGUGCAUGUUCCAAGUUCACUUUCUUUUCUCUUUCUCUCUCUUUUUUAGAAAAACUUGAAGUCUUCUGAAACUACUAUUUUGGUGUCUGAGUGUGCAGGAUAUCUUUGUGCAAAAAUUAUGGAUGGUAUCACGGCGAUGGAGCAUCGCAGAGUACGACAGCACCAGCGACACCGGGGAAACUGGGAAAGGCGGCAGCAGCCAGAGAAAACGACCGAGGAUGAUGUUUCGAACCUCUGCCUGUCACGUCGUAGCACCACUACGCCACUACCAAAUGAUGGCAUAUAUAUCUCCGGCGAGUCCUCUGCUCGACAAUGCUCGUCGGCAUCUAUCUACCUAUCUAUCUAUCUCCAUUCCACUCCAUCAUGGAAUGGAAGAUGCUGCGGCGGCGGCCGGCUUUUGUGUUCUGUGUGUUGCAGCCGUGUUCCACCGAAUAUUCAUUGCUAUCUUGAAACAAAUAGUUCCCUGGUGCUGAUCGAGCGGAUUUUUUUGUCCAAAAGGACCACCUGACCAGAUGAAUUGACAAAAGAGACUA